Neltuma alba is the source of this 918-nucleotide messenger RNA. RefSeq names its product U-box domain-containing protein 14-like. The transcript has a single exon. The record is from RefSeq and is a predicted model, not a curated record. Bases 1 to 918 code for a protein of 305 amino acids. NCBI's taxonomy places the organism in Eukaryota, Viridiplantae, Streptophyta, Magnoliopsida, Fabales, Fabaceae.
AUGUCUUCAGCUCGGGUCAUUGAAACUAUCCGUGAAUGCGUGUUUCUGGCCAAAGCAGUAGAUUCUUCUCCCAAAGACCUGGAAAAAGCCCUCCAAACACUGGCUUCCAUCACCAGGGUCAGUCCUCAAAACAGAACCUUGCUUGCUCAGACAGAUGGAGCUAUUCCUCUUUUGGCUUCUCUAACAAAUGCUUCCUCCUCCAUUGUCCAAACCCUCUCCUUAUUGAUCCUCUUCAACCUUUCCUUGAACGCUGACUUGAAGCAAUCUCUUGCUGACAUGGAAAUUAUUUACCACCUCAAUUCCCGCAUCAGCUCACCAACUUCUGACUCCUCCAAAUUAGCCUCCUCAUUGAUUUGCAGCCUGGCCAUGCUUGACAAGAACAAGGCCAAAUUCGGAGUCGCAGGCACGGUUCAAUUGUUGGUUAAGGCCGUGUCAACCUCUCUUGAUUAUGAUUCCCAUCACCUUUUAAGUUGCCUGGCUGAGCUUGUUCACUUCCAUGGGAAUUGCACUCUGGCUGUGCGAACAGGGGCAAUCCCCGUAUUGCUUCAAGUGGUUCAGAGCACUGGCAGUGAGGACUUAGCCGGAACUGCCCUUGCCGUUCUUAGUCUCCUUGCUAGGUUUGAUGAAGGGCUUAGUGCUUUGAAGAGCACUGACCAGAUAGUCCUUUGGAUGUUGCGUGUGCUGAAAGGAAGGUCCUUGCUGAGUAAGGAAGGUGCAGCUGAUAUCCUUAUCCGACUGUUUGAUGAUAGUGAAGAGUGUGUUAAAGAGGCUCUCAUGCUGCCUGAGUUCUCUGCAGUGAUGGCUGAUCUUUCUGUGAGGGGUUCAGUUAGAGUUCGGGAUAAAGCUGAUUUGAUCCUCAGAAAGAUUGCCAACGUUAAUUUACCCUCUACUGUGGAAGGGAACGCCCUGUAUAUUUAA